ACUGACGUCACUGAUGACAUGAAAAAUAAAACGCGUCUUCUGCCUGCAGGGAUUAGAAAAAGGUUUCCGUGUUGUUUGAACAGUUAGAAUGAGAUUAUGUUCUAGUCUUGUGAAAUCAAACGUUGAGUUCGACUGUUUAGAACUCGGCACCUUUUAGACCCUCUGCACUUACCGUACUCGAAGCUCCGUCAUGGAGGUUGUCAUCUGACUGAAGUUUGGAGGAAACAAACUUUUUAAACGAAGAUGUUUCUUGGCCCGUUGGCAGCUGGGAUGCCGACACGCUGUCUACAACAUUAAUGGACACAUGAUGAAAGAAAACAGCGACCGUGAGAUGUGCUUCGUUGUGAUUUGACGUUUUUGCGUUAGCUAGGCUAGCUUCCUUCUCUUAAGUUUGGGGAGCAGUUUGAGUGCCGUGGGAUUUUAGAAGUCGUAGUUGAGUAAAACUCGGCGUUCAGAUUUGAAAACGUCAGUGGCUCGUAUGAAAAUGUGUCGGUUUCUACGUUACUGUGUCAGCCACUGUCUCCACGCGGCGAUGACCCGGCUGGAGGAGGUUAACGGGGAGGUGAGCGUGUGGUCGUCGCUGCGGUGGCUCGGCUACCUGGCCGGGCUGAACCUGCUCGUAGCCAUCUGCUUGGGUCUGUAUGCGCGGUGGGAGGGAACAGCAGAGUCCGCUCUCCUUGUUACAUUCAUCCUGGCCCUGGUGGUUUUGGGAAUAGCCAUUGUCCUGUACUAUUACUUCAACAUGGAAAGGGUCAGCCUCAUCCUGCUCCACCUGUGGUACGGCUUCUUGUUGGGUCUGCUCUGUUUUGUCAACCCGGCCGCCUUGGAGGAGGACGUGAAGGAGCGGGCGGCCAACUACCUGUUGCUGGCCAGCCUCGCCCUGAGGACGCUGUGGGCGCUGCUGGAGCGGAUGCUGGGGUGCACCCGGUACCGCCCCGCCUUCCUCACCUCGGCGGAGCGCUCGGAGCUGGUGGGCUUCGCCGCAGCCAGCACGGUACUACAGAGCCAGCAGUCCGUCAGCGUGGCGGUGCUGGUUAUGGCUCUGGCCGUGGUUAUACUCACCCUCAGGAUGAAGGUCUUUCUGGCUGUCCUCAGCUUCACCUGCUUCGUAGCCAUCACCGGGGGUCCGUUCAUCAAGUCUCUGAACAUCACCACCAACCCGUUCGCCCUCUCCUGCUUCUUCAGCCAGCUCAUCUGCGACCCUCUUAUGGAUUUUUACUUCAGCGGUCUGUCUGUCACCGAGCGCUGGAAAUCCCUGCUGGUGUCCCGGGCUCUGUGGCGUCGGCUGUCCCUGCUGCCUCUGCUGCUGGUCGAGGUGGGCUUCAUCAUCCAGGCGGCUCGGAGACUCUCGGAUUCGGACUCGGGGUACCUGGUGAUCCCGGGAUUUGUGGUGUGCCUGCUCUUUUGGGCCAUUUGCCACAUGGUGUUCAUUAUCACCGUGUGGGGCUUUCACACCAAACUCAGUGACUGCCAGAGGCUGUGCCUGUCCCAGGGACCAGAGGACACCAGCCUGGACAAAGUUAUGGCUUCCAAGGGCAUGAGACACUUCUGUCUCAUCUCUGAGCGCCUAGUGUUCUUUGCUCUGGUGUCAUCUGCAGUUGUUGCCGCUCUUUGCUGGCAGGCCUCCAGUAGUCUCUUCAUGGGUAUGUUUCUGCUCAACCUGUCCCUGGAGUGCCUCUUCCACGGACUCUUCUACGAGCUCGGGAACAGCCUGGGAGGAACCUGUGUGGGCUAUGCAGUGGUCAUCCCCACCAACUUCUGCAGUCCUGAUGGACAGCCCGUGCUGCUGCCUCCGGGCCAGGUGCAUGAACUAAACAGACGCUCUACAGGGAUGUUGAGCAACAUUCAGCGUUUCUUUGCCUGUCACCUGAUUGAAAACUUUGGAUGUGACUAUUCUACAAGCGGGGUGACCCUAGAGACUCUACAGGCCAAGAUCAAAGCCUUUUUGGAGCUCCGCACGGCAGAUGGGCCUCGCCACGACACAUACGUGAUCUUCUACAGCGGUCACACACACCGCUCUGGAGAGUGGGCUUUGGCAGGUGGAGAUGUGCUUCGCCUGGAUCAGCUCUUGGAAUGGUGGCGGGAGAAGAACGGUAGUUUCUGUUCCCGUCUCAUCUUGGUGCUCGACUGUGACAACUCCUUACCCUGGGUGAGGGAGGUGAGGAGGGUGGAGGGUCCGUACGUUGCUGUGCAGGGAGCGACACUGGCUAGGGGGAGCAGCGUGGCGCUGGAGGACACCCCGCAGCUUGGAGACUUCACCUCUCAGUGGGUGGAGUACAACUGCAACCCCAACAGCACCAUCCGGUGGUUGGAGAGGGAUAGGGCAGUUUCUGCCACCUAUGGGAUCGCCAAGCACUGGAGCGACUACACGCUGCAUCUGCCAACAGGAAGUGAUGUCACCAAUCACUGGAGCAUGUACUUCCCUCGGAUCACCUACCCGGUGGUCCAGCUGGCUGUGUGGUGUGGAGGCUUGAACUUACUGUGGCUCUGCAGCUCUUGUCUGCGCUAUCUGAGGAGAGUCAAGCUGAACUGGUUCCCACCGUCCGUACUGGACACAGAGCAGGGCUUCAAACUGGUCCGAUCAUAGAGAUCGGAGCAGAGGCUGCUUCUGGAUCAAAGCACAAAACAUUUCAUUUGCUUAGGCAGCUGCUGGAUUUUAAACGUGUCACCAAGCAGCGUCCAGUUGUUACUGAAUUAGUUCCUUUUAUAAAAGUCUUUUUAACACCAGGUUUUAUAUUCUUCCUAGUUGAUGUGAGAUUAAAACCCAUCGUCACUCUAGAUAUGCGGUUUUGCACAUUUUUAACUUUAUGCUCACUUAGACCUGAUUCCAGCUUUAAAUAUUCACCUGUUGCCUUAAAGUCACCAAAUAUGAAACCCGCAGCUGUUCUUGUGUCUGAAACCAAAGUGGCUGUAAUCAAAUGUCUCUUAUUUAUCUGCUUGUGUGAAGGGAUUCCUUUUGUAGCUGAUGACGCGCUGAAAUGUGCAGCAGUGAAGGUUUUCUAACGUUAUUGGGUGGGGGGGUGGAGGUGAGUUUCUCUAUGCAAUUAAAGAAAAGUGGAAAAGUU
Molecule: messenger RNA, 3065 nt
Organism: Nothobranchius furzeri (turquoise killifish)
Lineage: Eukaryota; Metazoa; Chordata; Actinopteri; Cyprinodontiformes; Nothobranchiidae
Product: transmembrane protein 168
Source: RefSeq, a predicted model, not a curated record